Chlorocebus sabaeus (green monkey) is the source of this 1344-nucleotide messenger RNA. RefSeq names its product UL16 binding protein 3 (gene ULBP3). NCBI's taxonomy places the organism in Eukaryota, Metazoa, Chordata, Mammalia, Primates, Cercopithecidae. Gene Ontology annotation, cellular component: external side of plasma membrane. Gene Ontology annotation, biological process: antigen processing and presentation of endogenous peptide antigen via MHC class I via ER pathway, TAP-independent; immune response; positive regulation of T cell mediated cytotoxicity. The record is from RefSeq and is a predicted model, not a curated record.
AGGCAUGGGAGGGUGGAAGUGAUUCAUUCGCCGGUCCCCACAUUGACCGCUCCUCCAGUCAGCUGCGCUCCAGGUCUACGAUGGCAGUGGCCGCCAGCCCUGCGAUCCUUCUGUGCCUCUUGACUCUGUACCUGCUAUCCGACUGGUCCGGGACGGGGCGGGCCGAUGCUCACUCUCUCUGGUAUAACUUCAACAUCACUCGUGGGCAACAGUGGUGUGAGGUCCAGGGCCAGGCUGAUCAGAAGAAUUUCCUCUCCUAUGACUGUGGCAGUGACAAGGUCUUAUCUAUGGGUCACCUAGAAGAGCAGCUGGAUGUCACAGAUGCCUGGGGAAAACAAUUGGAAAUACUGAAAGAGGCAGGGCGGAGGCUCAGAAUGGAACUGGCUGACACUGAGCUGGAGGAUUUCACACCCAGCGGACCCCUCACGCUGCAGGCCAGGAUGUCUUGUGAGUGUGAAGUCAACGGACCCAUCCGUGGAUCUUGGCAGUUCAGCUUCAAUGGACAGAAGUUCCUCCUCUUUGACUCAAACAACAGAAAGUGGACAGUGGUUCAGGCUGGAGCCAGGCGGAUGAAAGAGAAGUGGGAGGACAGCAAACUAACCAUGUUCUUCCAGAAGGUCUCAAUGGGAGACUGCAAAACCUGGCUUAGGGACUUCCUGAUGCACAGGAAGAAGAGGCUGGAACUCACAGCACCACCCACCGUGGCCCCAGGCACAGCCCAGACCAAAGCCAUGGCCACCAGCCUCAGUCCCUGGAGCCUCCUCAUCAUCCUCUGCUUCACCCUCCCUGGCAUCUUAGGAGAGUCCUUUAGAGUGACAGGUGGAAGAUGAUACCAGGAAGCCUUUGUUAGCCUCGUCUGGUUCCCACUCUCCCUUCAGAGAAGGCGCCUGUCUACUUACCACUGUGCCUUACUGGACAACCAGGAGUUCAAGCCUUAGCAAGCCCACUGGCCCCCAGCAGAUGAUGAGGACAUUGUAGACUCAACAUCUCAUGCCACUCGUUACCUUUGCUGAUGAUCCUAGCAGCCAUUUUUCUUAAUAUCUUCUGCCAUUUUCUUUUGGUGCUAAUGGAUGGAAUUCCUGUACAAGUUUUAACUGAACAAGAAAUCUCAGCAAAAGCAUUUUAUUUCUACUUCUUUGAUUGUGGAAAAGCAGACACUUCUCUGAAGCAUGACCUUAUUCUUCUAAACGGUAUUGCUAGUAAAAUAGCAUGGUGGACUUCAGGCCUCAGGGAUCCUUUCCAUGCACUGACCAAGAAUGGUAUUAAUCCUUUUUAUUGUUAUGGUUAAUAAUGGUAUUAAUCCUUUUUAUUGUUAUUGUUAAUGGUAUUAAUCCUUGUUAUUGU